AUGAGUUCAUUUCGGAAGCUAUCCGUUUUACUUCUCGUUGUUCAAGCACUUGGAUCAUGGGUAGAUCCAGAUACUCCCGAGGAAGCCCAAGCUACAGUGCCAUUGAGUCCUUUAGAUAAUAGAACAUACGAACUCGUUUUCUCGGAUGAGUUUGAACAAGACAACAGAACAUUUCACGAUGGAAACGACCCGCGGUGGACUGCUCUGAAUAAAAAUGAUUACACAAAUGCAGCACUCCAUUUCUACAGUCAUGACAAUGCGAAAACUUCCGAUGGAAAACUGAAGAUUACAACAGAGGAGAAGGUUAACGCGUACAGAGCAUUCAACGAAACCACCAAAAAGUUCUUUAUGGACAAGAAGCAUAUCCAAUCUGCAAUGGUUCAGAGUUGGAAUAAAUUCUGUUUCACAGGUGGAAUUAUCGAGUUUCGCGCCAAACUGCCAGGAGAUGCACACACCGGGGGAUUGUGGCCGGCCAUGUGGAUGCUUGGAAAUUUGGCUCGUGCGACAUAUGUUGGUUCUUCGGAUUACGUUUGGCCAUAUAGCUACAAUCAAUGCGACCGGAAUAAGCAAGAGGCCCAAGAAAUCAAUGCUUGCCAAAAGGUUUCCCAUUAUGGGAUGGAGCCAGGAGCCGGCAGAGGUGCACCGGAGAUCGAUGUGAUCGAGGCCAUGCAAGGAGAAAUUGAGAAGCUUCCAAAUACAAACAUUACCAGACCAUACCAGUCUUGCUCUCUACAGGUUGCACCUGGAAUCGAGCGCAAUCGCCCAGAACUUGGGCAUAAACCAAAAAAGGGAUACUGGUACACUGGUAUGGAAUACAAUACAGAUAGUAACGAGACAAGAUCAGAACUGAAUCCAUUCUUUUACGGCGUCACGCUUGAGCAUGAGCAAAAGUCAAAAACUUACCAGGCUGAUGCCCUCUCUGCAAAUACCGGUUUGAAUGACACGCACUACAAAGAGCAGCAUACAUAUAGAGUAGAAUGGGAUCCACCGGAAGAAGAUGGAAGUGGAGGACAUAUUCGAUGGUACACAGAUGAGGAAUUUGUUUAUAGUGUCAAGGGUUCGGACCUUUCAAUUACUGGAAGUGAAAUCCCCAGUGAAGCAAUGUACUUGAUCAUGAACACUGCAGUUGCUAGUACUUGGGGCUUCCCAGCCCCCUGUCCCAGCGGCUGCAAGUGUUCAUGCUUUGAAUGUGGAAACCCCGAUUGUGCCUGUGCUCUCCCUCCUGGAUACUGUGACAACUUUCCUGCAUCUUUUGAGAUUGAGCACGUACGCGUCUACCAAGCAGUGAACGAACGGAAACACACGCUUGGCUGCUCCCCAGUAACGAGACCCACCGAACUCUUCAUCAAGGGUCACGCAAAAAGAUAUAUGGAAAAGGGAGAUAGGAUGCCUCUACAACCCGUUGUGAGCGGUGGAGCAUACUGCUCGACGGCGGGUGCAUGCGAAGGAUUUAGUACUUGCCAGAACGGGGUUUGUGUCUGUGAUGACGGAUACACUGGCCCAGAUUGUCUUGCAUAUGACGGAUUCUAUACCAAUGAAAAUCGUGCCAUAACCUCGGUUCCCAUCGGAUGGAGCAAAGUCUAUGUCCCAAAUGGAAUGGUUGCACUGAUAGCGCUCUUGGCUUUUGGAUUUAUUUUCGCAAUGAUCCAGGCGGUGAAGAGCAAAAAGUCUCGACAUCACUACAAGAAAGUAGAAAACGCCAAUGUAUUUGAAAACGAUGGAAGCCAAUCAUACCAGCAUUCCGAAUCACCAAAGCCAGAGGUAGUCACGUACUCGGUUAUCGAUGGGAAAUUGGUUGACAAGUGA
Cylindrotheca closterium is the source of this 1806-nucleotide messenger RNA. The record is from the annotation of a GenBank genome assembly. NCBI's taxonomy places the organism in Eukaryota, Bacillariophyta, Bacillariophyceae, Bacillariales, Bacillariaceae.